AUGGUGCUUGGAAGUUCCUCUGGCUCACACCCACAACAUAAACAAAGACCAAAUAUGGAGCAUUCACAGCAUCAACGCGAUGGUACUGGAGAUUUUCUUCCUGGAUUAGGGCAUCAGCAACGGCCUAAUCCCUCUGCGCAUACACAUUCGUCAAGUUUACCUAACCUAGAAUCGAACGGCCACCAGAAUCAUACCCUAGACGCCCAGGGUUGCCCGCCUUGUUGCUCUUCCAGGGACGCAUUCAGGCAGUUGACGCGAGAUAUCUUGCAUCUGACCGUCCAAUCUACAAAGGAAGCUGGAAUUCCAGUCAACUCGUUAGAUCCAAAGAAGUACAGUCCAUCGGAAGCCAUGGAGGUUCCCCUCGCAUAUGACAGCGGUGCUUCGGAAUACCAUGAAAGCAGUGGGCGUCAAAGCGUAUGGCCUGGACCCCCUGAAAAUGACUCGCGAAUCCAAAGAGAGCCAUCUCCGCCAAAGGCUUACUCCUAUCCCGCGGAUGCGAGUCAAUACGGAAGACGCCUUCCCCAAUCCAAGUCAGAUGGUAAUGUAAAAUCAUUUGACUACGGAUACCGUGAUAACUCGGACAUGGCCAGCUACUUCCAGGGAUGGGAAAGCCCAGCAAAGGUUCCUCCUGUAGAAAAGUGGGAAAACGGUGGACGUAGCCAUGACCAAAAUCAUGACCAGAAGCAUGAUCAGAGACAGGGUCAGAGAUAUUAUGAAGCAAACCGUGCGCCGCGUGCACGCGGCCGUUCCCGUUCCCCUACUAAACUCGAGGAUUUGGAUGAAGAAUCCGCUCUAGAUCUAUACCCACAACAGAAACGCUCAAAAUCUCCGCAUAAGAAGCUAUUCGGCGAAAAUGGAUGGUUAGGACGCUCACCAGACAUCAACGAUGUCCCCGCCGAAAAGAGGAAACCUGGUCUGAGAGCUCUCGGGGAGAAAAUCAAACAGCGAGUUGAGGAUAUUACGGGAUCUGGCUCUGCCCCUUUCCAACCUAAGAUGUUGACUAGAUCUACUUGUCCAAUAUCUCUUGAUCCCCCAACUCAAGCAAAGCUUUACUCUGAAAUGGAGCUAAUGAUCUGCGUUACGGCCAACCAGUUUCUCGUAAGCCAGUACCAGGCUGGCUACAUGUCUGCCGAGUCCGUUAAUAAGGUCACCAAUUUCUGGGUGUCCAAGGGCAGACCGCCAGUCCUUCAAUUUCAGUUCGACCAAGCCACGCAACGAGACUUGAUCAUCUACAACCUUCGAACUUUCAAGUUCCAUGGCGAAUGUGCAUACAACACCGUUGUUUUGAACGCAACUCUGUACAACUGGAAGGCCAUGGCGAAGGAGAUGAGCAUUCGCACAUUUUGCUACCCCGACAGCGUUAUUAGGAAACACAUGCAUGAUACACAUAAAAUAUUGGAGAUGUUGGGAGGACCACUGGUGACAUUUCUGGCUUUCCAGGAACUGCAGAUGGGUGCACUUGCUGCUAUGAAGAAAGCUCAGGAAAAGCACCUUAAGGAGGCUGAAGACAAACAUGUAACGCAAGGGGCAUUCCACCAGCCAUCCUUUGGAAAACGCACGGUUUAA
Molecule: messenger RNA, 1566 nt
Organism: Trichophyton benhamiae CBS 112371
Lineage: Eukaryota; Fungi; Ascomycota; Eurotiomycetes; Onygenales; Arthrodermataceae
Exons: 3
Coding region: 1-1566 (521 amino acids)
Source: RefSeq, a predicted model, not a curated record